Molecule: messenger RNA, 1062 nt
Organism: Nannospalax galili (Upper Galilee mountains blind mole rat)
Lineage: Eukaryota; Metazoa; Chordata; Mammalia; Rodentia; Spalacidae
Gene: Gfi1b
Product: growth factor independent 1B transcriptional repressor
Exons: 7
Coding region: 76-1062 (328 amino acids)
Biological process (GO): regulation of transcription by RNA polymerase II
Cellular component (GO): nucleus
Molecular function (GO): DNA-binding transcription factor activity, RNA polymerase II-specific; RNA polymerase II cis-regulatory region sequence-specific DNA binding
Source: RefSeq, a predicted model, not a curated record
UUCCCAGCGUGCCUGUGGGACCUGGGGCAGGACUCAAGAAGGGGACAGUUCCUUGCAGGUGGCCGCACACGCAGAAUGCCACGCUCCUUCCUGGUGAAAAGUAAGAAGGCGUACACCUACCACCAGCCCCGAGCACAGGACGAUGACCUGUUCUGGUCCUCCACCAUCACCCCUGUGGCCAGAGACCAGGUCCUGAGCAGCAGCCCAGUUCUUAACACACUGCUCCCAAGCCAAACUCUGGACUGGAACCCUGUAAAACAGGAGCAGGAGCUGCCGUUAGCCCAAUGCCUGCCCAGGAUGGCCUCUGCCCCAGAGGGACCCCUGGUGACAUCCCAACCUCAAGACGGGGACUCACCCCUCUCUGAGUCACCCCCUUUCUACAAGCCCAGCUUCUCCUGGGACACGCUGGCUUCAUCCUACAGCUACCAGCAGACCCCCUCUACCAUGCAGUCAGCCUUUCUGGAGCAUUCCGUACGACUGUACGGCAGCCCCCUGGUGCCCAGCUCUGAGUCCCCCUUGGACUUCAGCCUCCGAUACUCUCCAGGCAUGGACGCAUACCACUGUGUCAAGUGCAACAAGGUGUUCUCCACCCCACACGGGCUGGAAGUCCACGUCCGCCGUUCUCACAGUGGAACCCGGCCCUUUGCCUGCGAGAUCUGUGGCAAAACCUUCGGCCACGCAGUGAGCUUGGAGCAGCACACGCAUGUCCAUUCCCAGGAGCGUAGCUUCGAGUGCGGGAUGUGUGGCAAAGCCUUCAAGCGCUCUUCCACCCUGUCCACCCACCUGCUCAUCCACUCAGACACACGACCCUACCCCUGCCAGUUCUGUGGGAAGCGCUUUCACCAGAAAUCAGACAUGAAGAAGCACACCUACAUCCACACAGGUGAAAAGCCCCACAAGUGCCAGGUAUGUGGAAAGGCCUUCAGCCAGAGCUCCAACCUCAUCACGCAUAGCCGCAAACACACCGGCUUCAAGCCCUUCAGCUGCGAGCUGUGUACCAAGGGCUUCCAGCGCAAGGUGGAUCUGCGGAGACACCGCGAGAGCCAACACAACCUCAAGUGA